UUUUUGGACACGGCCUGAUCGGUCCAUGGACUGUAAAGUUUGAAUGUUUGGGUUUAUUGUGAGGUGUAAGUGCAUCGAUAGAUUGAACUAUUAUAGGACAACUAUUGCAAACAUACAGAGGAACAAAAAUGCUUUGCCAUAUAACGCGACCGGACUCGGUGGUGAUGGAGGUGGAUGUUGAUCAAAAGGCUAAUGGAGAGGACUGUUUACACAAGGUCUGUCGGAAACUGGGAAUAAUAGAGGUGGAUUACUUUGGGCUUCAGUUCUGUGGAAGCAAAGGGGAGAGUUUGUGGUUGAAUCUGAGGAACAGGAUCUCACAACAGAUGGAUAACCUGGCUCCCUGCAGACUGAAGCUCAGAGUCAAGUUCUUUGUGGAGCCCCAUCUGACCCUGCAAGAACAGACAAGACAUAUGUUCUUCCUGCACAUAAAGGAGGAGCUGGACAGUGGCAGCCUGCAGAUGGAAGCUGAGCAGGCCACGGAGCUGUGUGCCCUCCUAGCCCAGGCUGAGUACGGAGACUACAACCAGAACACAGCCAAGUACUGCUCCAGCCAGAUCUUCAGACAGGAGCCUGACCUGGCAACCAUCAACAGCAUCCAGGAGAAGCACCGUGAGCUAGAGGGUCUGAGCCAGGCGUCAGCAGAGUACCAGGCCCUACAACUGGUGUCCUCCCUGGAGAACUACGGGGUGGAGUGGCACUGGGCCAGGGACUCAGAGGGACAGAGGCUGGCUAUAGGGGUCGGCCCUGAAGGGGUAUCCAUCUGUCAGGAGGACUUCAGCCCCAUCAACAGGAUCAUUUAUCCCAUCAUCCAGAUGGCCACCCAGUCAGGGAAGAAUGUGUGCAUGACCAUCACUAAGGACAGUGGUGAGGAUGUGGUCCUGCUGUUUAAGAUGACAAGCACCAGAGCUGCCAGCGGCCUGUACCGGGCCAUCACAGAGACCCACGCCUUCUACAGGUCAGCAACCACCAACCAUGUAGCAUGGCUUACACACCAACAACAUGCCUUCUACAGGUCAGCAACCACCAACCAUGUAGCAUGGCUUACACACCAACAACAUGCCUUCUACAGGUGUGACACGGUGACGAAUGACGUGAUGAUGCAGUACAGCCGUGACUUCAAGGGUCACCUGGCGUCUCUCUUCCUCAACGAGAACAUCGACCUGGGCAAAAAGUAUGUCUUCGACAUCCGACGCACCUCCAAGGAGGUCUACGACCACUGUCGCAGGGCGCUCUACAACGCCGGCAUGGGAGGGGACUGUGUGUCCGGCGAGCGGAGCCCGUCGCGGUCCCCUGGGGUGGGGGAAGGAGGCUGUGAGGAGUGCCAGAGGAGCCGGGUUCUGGAGGAGAAGCUGCAGCAGCUCCAGGAUGCUCUGCUGUGUAUGCUGUGCUGUGAAGAGGAGAUGGACGCUGCCUUCUGCCCCUGUGGACACAUGGUGUGCUGCCACAACUGUGCCGUCCAGCUAGAGGUGUGCCCGGUGUGUCGGUCAGAGGUGGACCAUGUCCAGCACAUCUACCUGCCCACCUGUGCCAACCUGCUGUCCCUGGCAGUGAGCAGUGCUGCCCCCUUCAAUAUUCCCAGAGACCUGGCCACUCAACUCUGUUCCUCUAGAGAGUUCUACACCAGCACAGACAAGAUCUGUCACACAUAGAUUUACUACCAGUUAGGGUGGGAAAAUUUGGCUUAUCAUUCCCAGGUUUUUCUCAAUGUUUUGGAUUUCCUGUUUAUUCCCUCCUACUUCCUAUAUAUGACUGCAUACAGUAGUAUUACUGUAGUAGUAUACCAGUAGUAGUGCUGCAGUAGUUGUAUACCAGGGGUAGUGCUGUAGUAGUUGUAUACCAGGGAUAGUGCUGCAGUAGUUAUAUACCAGGGGUAGUGCUGUAGUAGUUGUAUACCAGGAGUAGUGCUGUAGUAGUAUACCAGUAGUAGUAUACCAGUAGCAGUGCUGCACUAGUUGUAUACCAGUAGUAGUGCUGCAGUAGUUGUAUACCAGGGGUAGUGCUGUAGUAGUAUACCAGUAGUUGUAUACCAGGGGUAGUGCUGCAGUAGGAAUAUACCAGGGGUAGUAUACCAGGGGUCGUAUACCAGGGUUCGUAUACCAGGGGUAGUAUACCAGGGGUAGUAUACCAGGGGUAGUAUACCAGUAGUACUGCAGUAGUUGUAUACCAGGGGUAGUGCUGUAGUAGUUGUAUACCAGGGGUAGUGCUGUAGUAGUAUACCAGUAGUAGUAUACCAGUAGUAGUGCUGUAGUAGUUGUAUACCAGGGGUAGUAUACCAGUAGUGUAGUAGUACUGCAGUAUUGGUGUAGUAGUAGUAGUAGUGUGCUACUGCAUGAGGUGCUAUAUGACUGCAUACAGUAGCAUUCUGAACAUGAAUUUCUCUGGCAACAGCUCUGGUGGACAUUCCUGCAGUCAGCAUGCCAAUUGCACGCUCCCUCAACUUGAGACAUCUAUGGCAUUGUGUUGUGUGACAACUGCACAUUUGAGAGCGAUCUUUUAUUGUCCCCAGCACAAGGUGCACCUGUGUAAUGAUUGUGCUGUUUAAUCAGCUUCUUGAUUAUCUUGACAUAGGGGAAAUGCUCACUAACAGGGAUGUUAACAAAUUUGUGCACAAUUUGAGAGAAAUAAGCUUUUUGUUCAAUAUAUGUAUACUUUACACUCCAUUGUACUUUGAUAUCUUUAUCUCUGCCAUAUACAAACGGUAUAUCAGCAAAAUGUGAUGUCUCUGACCAUAGUGUUGAAAUAGUCAUUACAUUAGACUAGAAGAGUGUACCAGACCAGUUAAAUAGUCUUUAUUUUAUUUUUUAUCAGGGCCCGUAGGGCUGUAAUGAAGUAGUGCACUCUAUAGGGAAUAGGGUGUCAGUUGGGAUGGAUGUUCCCACUGUCUUCCACAGAUGAGUUACUCAAUUAAUCUUCUGAUCUGCAGCGAGUUCAAAAAAUGUACCAGUCUACAGAAGUCACAUUAUUGCUUCUCAUACCACCCGGUAUCCCACUGCUGGCUUGCUCAGAAUCUAAGCAUGGUUUGUCCCUGGAUGCUGCUGGAAGUGGUGUUGGAGGGCCAGUAGGAGGCACCCUUUCCUCUGCUCUAAAAACAAAUAUCCCAAUGACCCAGGACAGUGUUUGGGGACAGUGCCCUGUGUAGCGUGUCGUCUUUCGGAUGGGACGUUAAACGGGUGUCCUGACUCUGAGGUCACUAAAGAUCCCAUGGCACUUAUCGUAAGAGUAGGGGUGUUAACCCUGGUGUCCUGGCUAAAUUCCCAAUCUGGCCCUCAUACCAUCAUGGCCACCUAAUCAUCCCCAGCUUACAAUUGGCUCAUUCAUCCCCCUCCUUUCCCCUGUAACUAUUCCCCAGGUCGUUGCUAUAAAUGAGAAAAUGUUCUCAGUCAACUUAACUGGUAAAAUAAGGGUUAAAUGAAAUGGAGAAGAAUUUUCUACCAAAGCGCUUCAUUUAAAAAAAUAGCUAUUUACACUAUAUACCUGAACAAUGGAUUUUAAUUUGUUGAUCAAAGAUUUCUUUAGUUAAGGUUCUGUAUUUAAAGCUAUGUUUUAAUGAGUUGAAAUUAAACCAAGCUUUCAUAUUUAUUUUCAAGUAUGAAUAAAAUAUUUUUUUUGUA
Salmo salar (Atlantic salmon) is the source of this 3611-nucleotide messenger RNA. The record is from RefSeq and is a predicted model, not a curated record. NCBI's taxonomy places the organism in Eukaryota, Metazoa, Chordata, Actinopteri, Salmoniformes, Salmonidae.